Molecule: messenger RNA, 732 nt
Organism: Lycium barbarum (goji berry)
Lineage: Eukaryota; Viridiplantae; Streptophyta; Magnoliopsida; Solanales; Solanaceae
Product: peroxidase 16-like
Exons: 2
Coding region: 1-432 (143 amino acids)
Biological process (GO): response to oxidative stress
Molecular function (GO): peroxidase activity; heme binding
Source: RefSeq, a predicted model, not a curated record
AUGCAGGCUGGAGGACCAGGAUAUCAAGUGGAAUUGGGAAGGUUAGAUGGAUUGACAUCAAAAGCUUCAAAUGUGGGAGGCAACCUCCCUGAGCCUACUUACAAUUUGGAUCAACUAAAUACCAUGUUUGCCUCUCAUGGUCUAAAUCAGGCUGACAUGAUCGCCCUCUCCGCGGCCCAUACUCUUGGAGCUGCUCACUGCGCCAAGUUCUCCAACCGGCUUUACAACUUUAGCCCUAAAAAGACAGUGGACCCAAUCCUAAGCAAGACAUAUGCAGCCCAAUUACAACAAACUUGCCCAAAGAAUGUGGAUCCAGGUACGAUCACCUUGUUGGACCCAACCACACCUAAUACCUUUGACAAUGUCUACUUCAAAAACUUGCAAAAAAUGAAUGGGCCUAUUCACGUCAGAUCAAGUGUUGUUGACAGAUAAACGGUCCAAAGGUACUGUUAAUUUAUGGGCCAGUAACUCUAAGGCUUUCCAAACCGCAUUCGUGAAUGCAAUGAUUAAAUUGGGCCGGGUUGGUGUGAAGACGGGCAAAAAUGGAAAUAUUCGUAGAGACUGCGGAGCAUUUAAUUGAGAGCUGACUAUCGGAGCAACCCCUCUUGUCAAUCAUUGAAGUUUGCAAGAUCAAUGAUUUUGUUUGAAGUUUGAAUGGUUUGUGAACGACAAGAUAAGAUUGCAAACCAAAAUUUAAUCGUUGUUUUAAUAAAAUAGGACCAAGUUCCUUAA